GAUAGUUCACAUCCCUCUCUCUCUUUCUCCCUCUCUCCUCCUCUUCUCUCUCUCUCUCUUUCAGCGCAUCCUCCCCCACAGUAACAGCUUAGCACAGCAGAAGCAGCUCCUCCAGCAGCCAGCAUCCAUCCAUCCAUCCAUCCGUCCAUCCAUCCAUCUCUGCCUGGGGAGCAGCAGUCCUGCCCGGCGCGCAGCACCGACGCACGGAGAGGGGGCGCAUCAACUGAGUGAUGCCACAGCAUCCGCCGCCUUCCGACAAGAACCGCCGAGAUUAGAGAGAGAUCAGCUCCUGCAGGAGAGGAGAGAAACCCGCUUCAGCCUCGAGAACAGCAACUGCCCAUGAAGAUGUCUAACGCUGACAUCGUCUUAAACCCCACCGACCGGAUGGUCAAAUCCGUGCCCUUCCCCUUGAGCCACCGCCUUACGAUGAAGGAAGUGUUUGACUGUGAAGGGAAACCUCGCGUGGACCUCCUGAAGGCCCACCUGACCAAGGAGGGCCGCGUGGAGGAGCCGGUGGCCCUCAAAAUCGUCAACGAGGGAGCAGCCAUCCUGCGGCAGGAGAAAACUAUACUAGAAAUCGAAGCACCAGUCACAGUGUGUGGGGACAUCCACGGGCAGUUCUUUGAUCUCAUGAAGCUGUUUGAAGUGGGAGGAUCUCCAGCCACAACGCGGUACCUGUUCCUCGGGGACUACGUCGACCGUGGCUACUUCAGUAUUGAGUGUGUUUUAUACCUUUGGUCGCUGAAAAUCCUCUAUCCAAAGACACUAUUUUUACUUCGUGGAAAUCAUGAAUGUAGACAUUUGACAGAAUAUUUCACCUUCAAACAAGAAUGUAAAAUCAAGUACUCAGAGCAGGUGUACGACUCGUGUAUGGACGCGUUUGACUGCCUUCCUCUGGCUGCACUCAUGAACCAGCAGUUUCUGUGUGUACACGGUGGACUGUCACCGGAAAUACAAACCUUAGACGACAUUAAAAAGUUGGAUCGGUUCAAAGAGCCGCCGGCGUUUGGGCCCAUGUGUGACCUGCUGUGGGCGGACCCUCUGGAGGACUUUGGCAACGAGAAAACCCAGGAAUAUUUCAGUCACAAUACGGUGCGAGGCUGCUCCUACUUCUACAGUUACCCGGCUGUGUGUGAGUUCCUACAGAGCAAUAAUCUAUUAUCAAUUAUCCGAGCACAUGAAGCACAAGAUGCCGGCUACCGGAUGUACCGUAAAAGUCAGACCACUGGCUUCCCGUCCCUCAUCACGAUCUUCUCGGCUCCAAACUACCUGGAUGUUUACAACAACAAAGCUGCUGUGCUAAAGUAUGAAAAUAAUGUCAUGAACAUUCGGCAGUUCAACUGCUCGCCACAUCCCUACUGGCUGCCAAACUUCAUGGACGUCUUCACGUGGUCCCUGCCGUUCGUCGGAGAGAAGGUCACAGAAAUGCUGGUGAACGUGCUGAGCAUCUGCUCCGAUGACGAACUCAUGAUGAAUGAUGAAGACGAGAUUUUUGACGCCAAUGCAGCCGCAGCGCGCAAGGAGGUGAUCAAAAACAAGAUCCGCGCCAUCGGGAAAAUGGCCAAAAUGUUCUCGGUUCUCAGAGAGGAGAGUGAAAAUGUGUUGACGCUGAAGGGCCUGACUCCCACUGGCAUGCUGCCGAGUGGCGUUCUCUCCGGAGGCCGGCAGACGUUGCAGAGCGCCACCAUUGAAGCCAUUGAAGCCAUCGAGCCAUCGCAUGAUGAGGACGGAGAAGCUAUCCGAGGCUUCUCCCCCCAGCACAAGAUCAGCAGCUUUGAAGAGGCCAAGGGCUUAGACCGCAUCAACGAGCGCAUGCCGCCCCGCAGGGACGGGGUGAACAACGUGGGUCAAUCCAUGGGCAAGAUGAAUAUGUCGGAGGCGAACGGAACAGAAGACAACAGCAACAUCCAGUGAUGUGCUGUCUGAGCCUCCGAGCCGUCGCUGCUGUUGCGCUCUGCAGCGAGACUUUGCUUAAUCGGAAAUUUCAGGCCUCAGAACAUAGAAAUAAAACGGGCCCACAGAUAGAACAUGAAAUCUGCAGCAAAUCUAAAAACGAAAGGGCGAAAAGGUUAUUUAUUUCAGGACAGCGUGUCAUUGCACAG
Messenger RNA from Cololabis saira (Pacific saury), 2102 nucleotides. It is a transcript of the gene ppp3ca, whose product is annotated as protein phosphatase 3, catalytic subunit, alpha isozyme. Gene Ontology annotation, cellular component: cytoplasm; cytosol; calcineurin complex. The coding region runs from base 340 to 1914 and encodes 524 amino acids. The transcript has 14 exons. Lineage: Eukaryota; Metazoa; Chordata; Actinopteri; Beloniformes; Belonidae. Gene Ontology annotation, biological process: calcineurin-NFAT signaling cascade. Gene Ontology annotation, molecular function: calmodulin-dependent protein phosphatase activity; calmodulin binding. The record is from RefSeq and is a predicted model, not a curated record.